Xenia sp. Carnegie-2017 is the source of this 2559-nucleotide messenger RNA. Its product is annotated as protein arginine N-methyltransferase 9-like. Gene Ontology annotation, biological process: peptidyl-arginine methylation. The record is from RefSeq and is a predicted model, not a curated record. Gene Ontology annotation, molecular function: protein-arginine omega-N monomethyltransferase activity; protein binding. Lineage: Eukaryota; Metazoa; Cnidaria; Anthozoa; Malacalcyonacea; Xeniidae.
UUUUCGUUCAACUAUUUCACGAAGUUCUUGAUAAAAGUUUGACUUACUACAAUUUUUACUGAAUAGAAAAUGUCGGAAGAAGUGUUGGUUUUUCCUAAGAAACUUCAGAAAGUAUUAAAAUCUGCGCGUUUAUUGCUGUCGAGAAAAGAAUAUGCCAAAUCCCUAUCCCAUUUUGCCUACAUUGUCCACAGUUUUCCGUUUUAUAGUCACCUUGUUCACGACGACUUCGAGUAUGCACUAAAAGCUUGGUGCAGUGUAUUAUUGAGUCAUAAUAAAACCGAAGAUAUGGUAAAAUGCUGCGAUGAAGCCUGCAGACUUUUCCCACUCUCUGGUAGAAUAGCGAAUAUUGCAGGCUCUGCUCUUUUUCAAGCUGAUCUGAUUGACCAAGCAGCUACUCUGUUUCGGCAGGCACUUAAGCUUGAUCCAACCCUCAUCUCCGCGGAGGAAAGCCUUGAGUCCAUUGCCAACUUGCUUGUUGAACGGUGGCACUUUCGAAUGCUUAACGAUUCUCAAAGAAAUUAUGCAUACAAGAAGGCAAUCACGAGAGCUGUCGAAAGAGGUUGCAAAAGUGUUCUUGAUAUUGGCAGUGGAACAUGCAUCUUGAGUAUGUUCGCUGUUCAAGCUGGGGCUGUGGAGGUACAUGCAUGUGAAAUGUCCCACGCAUUGUACAAUAUGUCUUUAGAUUUAUUGUCAGCCAAUGAAAUGAAAGAUUUUGUUCAUGUGAUCAACAAAAAAUCACAUGAUUUGUUAAUACCCACCGACAUCAACAAGGUAUCAUUGAUUGUUACAGAGACUUUAGAUUGUGGUUUACUCGGAGAGGGAAUUAUCAGUACUUUAGCACAUGCAAAACAGCAUCUUCUUGAUAUGAGCCAGAAGGGUUCUUGUCCAUCACAGGUUAUACCAGAAGCGGCUACUGUCUAUGGUCAGGUAAUUGAAUGUGAGAAGAUCCAGAACUAUUCUCGCUUAAAACCAGGUGUAUAUUGUGAAGGAAUUUCAAAUAUAAGAAUAAGAGGAGCUGAGGUGUCUAAGAAAGGUCUAGAGCCUUACACUACAGAGGAUAUGAGUUGUCUGAAACAUAAAUGCCUCUGUAAACCAUUUGUUUUGGCCAGAUAUAAUUUCUACACACCAGAAGAUUACCUGGAAGAGAUGAAUGAUAACAUUUCUAUUCCUAUCGUUGAAUGUGGUACGGUGGAUGCCAUCAUGACGUGGUUUGAAUUAAGACUUGACGGACAAGAAGUACUGUCAAGUGCACCUGGCCAAAGUGUGUGUUGGGAACAAGCAAUAUAUCCUUGUCACCCCCCUGAAGGGAUGCAGCCAAUUUUUAAAGUUGGCGAUGAAGUCAAUUUAAAUGUGAGAUUAACCAGUAGUGCAAUUUACUUGGAGUUCAACUCUGUUGUACAGAGUCAAGAGAAUACUUUGAUACAAAAGAAGAAUUGCCCACAUAAUAUGCCAACUAAACUUGAUAUCAACUUGAGCACUGCUCAUUCUCCUUUCCUGAUGCCAGUUGCUACAAAUGCAGAGGCAGACAAAGAGUUAUCCGAAACCCAUGACAUUCACCAUUGUAGUAUUUUCUAUUUUCCCCAUCAAGAUAUAAGCAAAUUGAACGACAUGUUUCUUCAAGAGAUGUGUGAACUAGCACUUCAGAAAACUCUCCAAGACUUGAAAAGAACAUCAAGAUGCAAUGGAGCAAACUUUGGUUGUAUAACCUCAUGUUUAUCACCAAGUCUAUCUCCAUUGCUUGCAUUGACAACUGGAUAUUCCCCAGUCAUGUGCAUCACGGAGAACUCACGUUUUUCUCCUUGUUUGAAAAUUCUUGCUCGUGAGAGUAAAUUUGAAGAGAAGCUGAUUCUUACAAAUGAUCCGCUUGAAAACUUUGCAAAUUCAAAAAGAUUUCAUGUUUUUGUUGUUGAUCCAAUUGAGCCAGGUGGACAACUUAGACAGGGAGUAAUCGAGGACAUUGUGUUUGCUAAGGGAUGUGUCCUCCACAAAGAUUUAGGUCGAGUGUUACCAAAUAAGAUUGAAGUAUGGGGAAUGCUUAUUCAAUCAAGUGAACUGUGUCAGAAGACUUGUGUGAUAGGUGAUGAUGUCACACUAGGGCUCAACAUAGCAGGAUUUAUGAACACUUUUCAAGUAAAGAAUCAAAUAGAUGUUGAUGUAGAAAGCAAUCCAUUUGUUGCACACACCAAUCCUACAAAACUUCUAACUUUUGAUUUCAUGAAUGCUUGUGAUGAUGAUGCAAUGCUCUCCCUCUUGAGCUUGUCAUCUGAUGUGCCGAUAACUGCCUCCGAUGAUGGUGUAAUUGAUGGCUUGAUGUAUUGGUUUGAACUGGAUUAUGGGCAAGAGAAGAUGUUGAGUACGGGACCCAGUGCAACUAACCAUUUUAACCAGGUUGUGGUUAUGUUUAAAGAGAAGAUUUCGAUUCAUUGUGGACAAAAACUUAUGGUGAAAGCAUCAUGUCAGAAAAGUUGUAUUAAUAUCAUUGUACUUUGAAAGCAACUGCAAUUGUACCAUAUAAAUAAACAACUGUUUGUUAUUAAUAAAUAUCUAUUAUACACAUUA